AUGAAAAAAAGGCUCGAAGAAGAACUUCAAUAUUUCAUUAAUGAGAUAAUAAAUAAUUUACUUGCAGAAAAAUGUCAAGAAACAAAUGAAAUUGACAAACUUGUUGAAAAGCAAAAUAAUAUAACUAAUAAAUUAAAAAUAUAUUUACAAUGUUUUACAUCAAACAUUGAUAACAAAAAGCGAAAUUGCUCUAAUUGUAACACCAAAUUACCAACACUUACUUUAAUAAAUCAAGCUUCGUCUAAUCAAGCUUCAUCUUUUCAACAACCAUUAGUAUCAGAAAAUACAAAUAAAACAAUAAUAUUUAAACUUUACGAAUUUAAAGAACUAAGCGAAUCUAGUAUUAAA
Messenger RNA from Racocetra persica, 348 nucleotides. NCBI's taxonomy places the organism in Eukaryota, Fungi, Glomeromycota, Glomeromycetes, Diversisporales, Gigasporaceae. The record is from the annotation of a GenBank genome assembly.